Nicotiana attenuata is the source of this 3423-nucleotide messenger RNA. Its product is annotated as F-box/LRR-repeat MAX2 homolog A. Lineage: Eukaryota; Viridiplantae; Streptophyta; Magnoliopsida; Solanales; Solanaceae. The transcript has a single exon. Gene Ontology annotation, cellular component: SCF ubiquitin ligase complex. Bases 1177 to 3306 code for a protein of 709 amino acids. The record is from RefSeq and is a predicted model, not a curated record. Gene Ontology annotation, biological process: SCF-dependent proteasomal ubiquitin-dependent protein catabolic process.
UAGUAGUUCAGAAGCUGCUCUACUAUGUGCAGAAUCUGAGUGCAACAUUUUCAUAAAAUUAGGGGUCGUUUGGUUACAAUGCUGAGAUAAACAAGAAUAUACCAUGGGAUAGAAUAUUUUAUAAGAUUAGCUAUCUCAUCUUCUAUGUGGAAUAGCAAAUUCUAUCAUUUUAAUAUAUAAUUUAUCUCCAAAUAAGCUAAUACCUAUAAUCAAACAUAGGAUAAAUACAAUCACAAAUUCUAUCCCUGAAUUAUUAUCUUUAUCUCUUAUACCGAACGAUCCCUUAUUAAAGAUUAAUAUAGUCUCCACUCUCUACGCAAGCAGAAGGAAGAAGAAGAACUAGCAGCAAGGGAGCAUUAAAGCCAUAAACAACAGGGGCCACACGAGGUCGCCAUUUCUUUUCCAACCGUAAUGAGUACUGACAGAUAUAGGUAAAUGUUCGAUUGUCGUGUAUGAAUUUAGGGUCGUUUGAUAGGGUGUAUAAAAAUAGAUACUAAAUAUGAUGUAUUAGUUAUGUUGGAUUAUUUCUUAUUAAAUUGUUUGUUUGGCGUAAUAAAGGUUUUGAAAGGAUAAUUUUGUCUUUAUACAUACUUAUUCAUGUAUUAAAAACCAGUUUUAAUGUCAUAGUUUACUAUAUAUAAGAAUAGUACUGAAUAAGGUGUACCUCAUAUAUGUAUAAGUUAUAUAUAGGUUGAAAAUUACUACCAUACAAGAAAUUAAUAAAACUAAAGCUAAUACAUAUAUUAUUUUCCCUAAUAGAUCCUAUCAAACGGCAGCUUAGUAGCAGUAGAAAGGAAAAGUAAACUAAAUACCAAUUAUCACAUUGUCCAAAUAUGGCAUUACUGUAUCACAUUGUCCAAAUAUGGCAUUACCUGUAUCAUAAUCCGACAAUUUUAAAAUAUGGCAUUACUAAAUACCAUACUUGAAAAAUAUGGCAUUACCUGUAUCACAUUGUCUAAACUUUAAAAUAAUCACACAAAUUACUAAAUACCAAUUAUCACAUUGUCCAAAUAUGGCAUUACCUGUAUCAUAAUCCGACAAGUGGACAACCUCUCCUCCCCAAAACCCAAUUUCCAAAACCCAAAAAUUUCUCAGCUUAUCAUAUUUGGUGGCUGUUUUAAGUUGAAAUUCUCCCACAGGAAAAACCCCAAUCAGUUCUCAUAUCGAAGUAUUUCAAUGGCUACAGCUACACAACUUACUUGUUCUACCAUCAUUAACGACCUACCUGAUGUGAUCCUCUCUAACAUCAUCGCCGCAAUCUCCAACGUCCGCAGCCGCAACUCCGCUGCCCUCGUCUGCCGGAAAUGGCUCGUUCUCGAACGUUCCACGCGCGUCUCCCUCACGCUCCGUGGCAACGUCCGUGACCUCUUCAUGUUACCCACUUGCUUCAGAUCCAUAACUCACCUUGACCUCUCCCUUAUCUCUCCUUGGGGUCACCCACUCCUCUCUCCGGUCGCCGGCGCCGCCGCAGCAGCUGACCCUUCCCUCAUCGCCCAUCUUCUCCGCCACGCGUUUCCUUCCGUCACUUCCCUCGUUGUCUACACGCGCCACCCAUUCACCCUCCAGCUUUUGCCUCCUCUAUGGCCCCACCUAAAAGAAAUCAAGCUUGUGCGGUGGCACCAGCGUCCCCAAUUAGCUACUGGUGAUGAAUUUAAUAUGCUAUUUGAGAAUUGCCCACAGCUUAAAUCACUAGAUUUGUCGACUUUUUACUGCUGGAAGGAUGAUAUUCCUACAGCACUGGAGUCUCAUCCUAUGGUUGCUUCUAAUCUCACUAGCUUUAAUCUCUUGAAUUCCAGUUUUCCUGAAGGGUUUAAGUCUGAUGAGUUUAAGGUAAUUACACAAGCUUGUAUGUUUGAUCCUAGGUACAUUGUUUUUGUUGGUGAUGAAGGUUUGGUUUCUAUAGCUACAAAUUGUACCGAAUUAUCAGUGCUUCAUUUGGCGGAUACAUCAGCUUUGUCCAACUCUAGGGGUGAUCCAAAUGAUGAGGGGUUCACUGAAGAGGACGCAAAAAUUAGUGUUGGAACUUUGAUUGAGGUAUUUUCUGGUCUUCCAUUACUUGAAGAGCUUGUUUUAGAUGUUUGUAAUAAUGUUAGAGACACGGGUCCUGCUUUGGAGAUUUUGAACAAAAAAUGCCCCAAAUUGAGAUCGUUGAAGUUGGGGCAAUUCCAUGGCAUUUCUAUGCCAAUUGAAUCUAAGUUGGAUGGGGUUGCUCUUUGUCAAGGGCUUCAAUCUUUGUCGAUAAGGAAUGUGGGGGACUUGAAUGAUAUGGAUUUGAUAGCUAUUGGUAGAGGGUGUUCGAGGUUGGCCAAGUUUGAGAUUCAAGGUUGUAAGAAGAUUACUAUGAGGGGCAUGAGGACACUGGCUUCUUUGCUUAAGAAGACUUUGGUUGAUGUCAAAAUAUCUUGCUGCAUGAAUCUUGGAGCCUCUUCUUCAUUGAAAGCACUGGAACCGAUACGAGAACGGAUCCAAAAGCUUCACAUUGAUUGUGUGUGGGAUAGUGUUGAAGAAUUUGAGAAUAUUGAUGGUUAUGGAUACGGGCUUGAUCUUAACAGGAGCGAUGGAGGUGAGGCAUCAAGCAACUUUGCUGGUUCUGGGGACACAUUUGGAUGUGAGGAAGACGCAUACAUGUUUCAACAGAAGAAAAGAUGCAAGUUCACCUGUGAUCUUAACAGUUUGUAUGAGGAAGUCAAUGCACAUGGCAAUGGAUAUAGUGGACGAUCAUGGGAUCGGCUGCAAUGCCUCUCUCUUUGGAUUGGUGUUGGUGAGCUUUUGACUCCUCUUGAAGACUGUCCAAAUUUAGAGGAGAUCAAGAUUAGGGUGGAAGGAGAUUGCAGGCUAUGGUCAAAACCUUCGGAGCGGGCAUUUGGACUGAGCACCCUUCUUCUCUAUCCUAAGCUAUCCAAGAUGCAUAAGGAUUGUGGAGAUACCAUAGGUUAUGCACACACUGCUCCAUCAGGGCAGAUGGAUUUGAGCUUGUGGGAACGGUUUUAUCUGUUUGGGAUUGGAAAUUUGAGCCUUACCGAACUAGAUUACUGGCCACCACAAGAUGGGGACGUUAACCAAAGGUGUCUAUCCCUACCAGCAGCUGGGCUGCUACAAGAAUGCGUCACACUCAGAAAACUGUUCAUCCAUGGAACAGCGCAUGAACAUUUCAUGAUGUUCCUUCUUAGAAUCCCAAACUUAAGAGAUGUACAACUGAGAGAGGAUUACUAUCCAGCACCAGAGAAUGACAUGAGUACAGAGAUGAGAGCUGACUCCUUGAGCCGCUUUGAAGCUGCCCUAAACAGGCGCCCAAUAUCCGAUUGAUGCAAAGAACAACACAAUGCGCACAUAAUGUUCCCAUAUCCAGCGCUUCAAUAGUUUUCUUCGUCAGAAUAUGUAUUAGAUUUUCAGAUCUCUUUAUAUGCAUUAAGGUUUGUACAU